CCCAAAAAGACCAAAAAGAGAUGCUGCGCAAAUGGCGCAGUGAAAGUAUUGAAAUGGUGUGCUUCCUCGUCUCUCUUUUUUAAACAAGCUCUCUGCUUUCUUCUUCACCAUCUCUCUCUCUCUCUCUCUCUCUCUCUCUCUCUCUCUCUCUCUUUCUCUCUCUGAGCGAUUGGGAAUGGGGAGAGCUCCUUGCUGCGACAAAGCAAACGUGAAGAGGGGGCCAUGGUCUCCUGAGGAGGACGCGGCUCUAAGAAGCUACAUCCAUAAUCAUGGCUUCGGAGGCAAUUGGAUUGCUCUGCCACAGAAAGCUGGCCUUAAGCGUUGUGGAAAGAGCUGUCGCCUGAGAUGGCUUAAUUACCUCCGGCCAGACAUCAAGCAUGGAAGUUUCACCAAGGAAGAAGAUGACAUGAUUUUCACUCUCUACAACAAGAUAGGAAGCAGGUGGUCUGUGAUUGCUUCAAAGCUUCCUGGAAGAACAGAUAAUGAUGUGAAAAAUCACUGGAACACCAAGUUAAAGAAAAGGGUGAUGGAAGGAAAAGCAAGCCAUUCUAGUAGUUAUCAAAGAUCUUCAAUUCCAUUGCUUUCAGCACAGUCUCUCAUUCCAAGUGCUCAGGCCUCGUCUUCUACCAGUUGUGUGUUAACUCCGGCCAUCGGUAAUCAAGAAUUUCAAAGCUCUUAUGACAGCUUGGAUUCUUCUCUUCAGCAAGAAGUUUACAGAGGUGGAUCUGAAUAUGGAUUUUUAUGGGAAUUAGACUUUGGAUCCAUUACUGAUCUUCUCAGUAGUUCUGGUUUUGAUGAUACAAUUCCUUCCAUUUGGGCUGAUGAUUCUGGUGAAGGCAAGCUUGGGGAGCUACCUCAAAGUGUCUCUUACUACUGACAAAAUAAGUAUUAAGCUGCUGAAUUUGAUCUUAAUUUUAGUUAUAAAUUUCAUUUGUAUCCUACUGAAUUAUACUUGUACAUCAGCAAAGAAAUGAGUAUUUUUAAUUUAACUUCA
Molecule: messenger RNA, 994 nt
Organism: Dendrobium catenatum
Lineage: Eukaryota; Viridiplantae; Streptophyta; Magnoliopsida; Asparagales; Orchidaceae
Product: transcription factor RAX2
Exons: 3
Coding region: 176-877 (233 amino acids)
Source: RefSeq, a predicted model, not a curated record